GGUAACGUUGGCGUGCAGUUCAGUCAGCAGCUGGCAGCCGUCGCGAUCCGUUCUUAUCCGAGACUUAUCACUCGCUACUUCGCUCCGAGAUGCAAACAUUCAACGGUCGGCUGGUGUUGUGUUGAUUGUGGUAAUUUGCUCGUCCGGUUGGGGUCGGAUGGUGAUUUAAGAGUUGGUGAUCCUUUUUCUCACCCUAUCUCUCGACACUCGACCGGGUGUCGUAGGUUAGGGGUGUCGGUGUGUGUGUGUGUGUGUAUGUGUGCGUGAUUUGUGCCACGUGUGCCGACGAUUGUCAACAAGUGGUUGUAUGAGUGUUCAGGAGUAGGUUUUGCGGUGACUUUCGGCUCUGGUGAUGUGUGGCUGUGCUUGUGGGCACGAUCGGGUGCAUGAUCGAUACAGUUGUCUGACUCACAUUACACAAUCAAUCUUCCUUAUACGCUCAGAACAUUUCAAUCAACCGUAAAAAAACAGUCCCAACCACCGUCCCAUUCAAAGGGACUUUGAACGUGUCGACCAGCGGUGGGGAAGCAAAAACGCACGAUUCAAAUGGUCCAAAGAAUGCAAAUUGAAUAAAAAGCUAUCGACGGUUUGGGCAGCUUCGAUUGCUAGCUGUGGCAGCAGGGUUGAAGAAACAAACGCGAUCCUAACAUGGAACCAACGAGCCCAAAACGGUGAUUGUAGUGAGGCCGGGAUCAAGCAUCAGGUGUGCGAAAGGCAUUUUAGAGUAGCAAACCCUCCGAUAAAAGGAGGUCAACACACAUACCUAACCAAAAAGCAAAAAGUAGUAGAGCAAAAGUUCGAACACUCACCAUUCAGCUUCGUUCGCCUUCGUUCUCGUUAGACCCAGACGGUUGCUUCCGUAAACCUGGAAGCAAAGGAUUUGUGGCUGCUUCCGUUGGGCACCCAUUUUUGCUCGUGACUUUCUCAUGGUGGCAUUUCGCAAACCUAUUAUUCGAAGCUUUUCUCUCAUUGUUUUCCGUUUUCCCGUUUUUUUUUUAUCUAGUUCUGGUUAGGUAGGUUUUGCUUACAAAUUCCGCCGAGAGGUUGAAACAGUUCCGCCGAGGGAACGAACCUAGGAGUCGAAGCAUUUCGUAGUGGAAGGAAGCUCGCGUCCGGCAGAUAACUGUUAACCGAGACGGGGCAACCGCAAACCCAAACAAAAGCUAUCGAUCCGACCGGUUUGACGGAAUGACGUAGGUACUGUUAGCUUUUGUAGUUGUUUAGCGUCAAACGAAACUACCCGUCAGCUAACCUGAAUAGGGCGAGAAACGGAGAGUCUUCGCGAACCCCUGCAUAAAAAUAAAAUCAGGCACUAUCGGAGGUCGGAGCCACUGUAUCAACAAACUCGCCGCUCUGAAAAACAACAGCCUCACGGGUGGGAAAGCAUCGCGUGUGAUAGUGCAAUUAGUUACCGCUCAUCGUAUUUCGCUCCUGAAGUUAAAGCACACCUUCACCUUGGAGGACACCGUCAAACACCGAUCGUGUGUGUACGAUAGUGAGGCGCGUUCUGUGCCAACCAGGUACGGUAGGUGAUUAAUAUCGGUGACCCGACCCGACCGGCCCAGGUCAAACCCAUCAACCAGCCACAACUGUCGACAAAAACCGGGACGCGCCAACUAAUCACUAAAAACAAAGCCAACCAACACAGACACACGCGACAACAUGGGUGUCAAUUCGUCGUCCCGGCAUGAUGCGAACUUUCUGUCGGAUGAAGACGUGAACUUCGACCACUUUCAAAUACUGCGCAACAUUGGCAAGGGUAGCUUCGGUAAGGUGUGCAUCGUGCAGAAGAAAGACAGCGGCAACCUGUUCGCGAUGAAGUACGUUAGCCGAAACGUGUGCAUCGGCCGUGGUGCACUCGGCGGUGUCCUGAAGGAGGUGGAACUGCUCGCCUCCCUGGAGCAUCCGUUUCUCGUCAACCUAUGGUUCUCGUUCCAAGAUGAAGAGGAUUUGUUCAUGGUUUGUGAUUUGUUGGCCGGUGGCGACUUACGGUAUCAUUUGCAGCACCAGGUGGAAUUUUCGGAGGCCGGUGUGAGCUUGCUGGUUUGUGAGCUUGGUUCCGCGCUGGAUUAUCUACAGAAGCAGCGAGUGGUGCACAGGGACAUUAAACCGGACAACAUCCUGCUGGACGAGGAAGGUCAUGCGCAUCUGACGGACUUCAACAUCGCUACCCGGUUGCCACCGGACGGGCUGGCCUGUAGCAUGUCCGGCACCAAACCGUACAUGGCUCCCGAAGUGUUUAUGUGUGCCUUAGAGGAAGUCGCCGGUUAUAGCUAUCCGGUCGACUGGUGGAGCCUGGGCGUCGUUGCGUACGAGCUGCGCAGCGGUAGCCGACCGUUUGUCGUCCACUCAUCGACACCGCUUGCCGAGGUGAAAAACGUACUCAACACGCAACCCCACUAUCCACGCCACUGGAGUGAGAACUUCGUCGAUCUGCUUGCCAAGCUGCUCAAUGUACAUCCAGGCGCACGUAUCAGCACACUGAAGGAACUGCAUCUAACGAAACUGUUGCGCGGCACCGAUUUGGAGCGCGUGCUCAACAAGCAGACCAACCCACCAUUCAAGCCUUCGAAGGAUCAUCUUAACUGCGACCCAAGCCUGGAGCUGGAGGAGAUGAUCGUCGAGACGAAGCCGCUGCACAAGAAGAAGAAGCGCCUGGCAAAGCAACGGUCCGUGCACAAGGAAAACAACGAUCAGCUGCACAGCCAGCUCGAGACGCAGCUACUCAAGGAAUUUCUCGUGUACAACCGCUACAAAGAGCUUAAACGCAAGGCGAUGGAGGAGAAGGAGUCCGAAUGGCAGGAGGAGCUCGAUCAGGCGAUGGCCAACUCGCACGUAUCGAGUCCCGGUGCGCUGCCCGAUCGCUGUCUCGAGACGAUCAGCGAACGCAGCGAACCGGUGUCCGGUGGUACGCCCGCAUCAACCGGACCGUCGGUAAACUCGUGCUCGAUCGAACCGCUCCCAUCGGCGAGUGCGACGGCCGGUCGGUCAGCGGACACGAUCGACUAUAUUGACCGGACACCGUCACCGAGAAGCAGCAUAUAGAAGCUGCUGCCCAGAUCGGGCGAGUCCUGCCAAAUUAUCUGAGGACAUCCGGAGACCUCGGAUCCCGGACUCUUGGCUUGUGAUACACUCAGCGGUAUGCCCGAUGCCACCGCCGCAGGAAGAGACUGACAUCCCCACCGCUCGAUACUACACACACACACGCAACACGCUUCAUUCACACACACAUGUAAACAACUUUAUAAAGACGCAGCCGAAUCGCGCUGCCCGGUGCAAGAUGGUGUAGAGCUAUUGCACAGUGUGACUGGGCAGUACACACAUAACACCGGAGGCAAUCAUUUACUACUACUCUACGUUGACCGACAAUCGGUACGGCUGCGAAAAACUACACCCUCGCACACACACACACAUAUUUUCACAUUUAACAGCAAACAAAAACUACAUUUAGCUCGUAAGCAACGAAAAGGUGCUGAAAACCCCCGAUUGAACGCUCCGUGCGUAUGGAGCAGGCUGUCUUAUCCACAUACACCGUAGUAGAGGAACGUUGUUGUUAUUUCCCCAUUUUCUGUCUAUACGUUCGGUCUCCGGGCGCUGUUUAGCAAAACUUUAGCGGUAUCAAAUCAAGGUGACGAAGUUACGGACGGUUUGAACCACUAGUCAAUUUCCAGUGCCGGCGAUCGAUUGCGCCGCGUCAGUACCGGCGAGAUGCAAUUUAUCACAUACGACACACACAUUUACACACAGGAAGACGAACGCUUACUAUGGCUUUUUGGAGUGGGAAGAAGUCAUUGAUGUCUUGUAGUAUUGCAUGUACGAUUCCCAGCUCCUCAAGUCCAAGGGGUCUUAACUCCCUCUUCUACACACCUAUUUGUAUAUCCUCUUGAUCGAUUUUACGCUCCCGUGCUUUUACACAAACCAAGCCGUCAUAAAUCACCCAGUCGUUUCUCAAAGCUGGCUGUCCGCUGGCGCUGCUACCCUGCCUACCUUCCAGGUGACUGCUGACUCAGACGAAAACAACGCACAACAAGGCAACGUACCGAGCGCAUUUAAUUAGCCAGUAACAAAAAGAAGAAAAAAAACGAUGUAGAACAUGUAUGUUAGUUGGUCAAAUGCUGUGAAAUAAAGAAAUGGAAACUAAGCUAACACAUAGCGUACCCAGUUGGAAAAGGGAAAAAGAAAGCAAUCAGCAGCAGAAUAUGUGCUCGUCGA
Molecule: messenger RNA, 4212 nt
Organism: Anopheles stephensi (Asian malaria mosquito)
Lineage: Eukaryota; Metazoa; Arthropoda; Insecta; Diptera; Culicidae
Product: serine/threonine-protein kinase 32A
Exons: 10
Coding region: 1663-3045 (460 amino acids)
Biological process (GO): protein phosphorylation; regulation of signal transduction; G protein-coupled receptor signaling pathway
Molecular function (GO): G protein-coupled receptor kinase activity; G protein-coupled receptor binding; ATP binding
Source: RefSeq, a predicted model, not a curated record